Molecule: messenger RNA, 1941 nt
Organism: Bombus pyrosoma
Lineage: Eukaryota; Metazoa; Arthropoda; Insecta; Hymenoptera; Apidae
Source: RefSeq, a predicted model, not a curated record
AUGGAUGACGCACCAGCAUCAUCGUCGUCGAAAUCGCCAAGCAGCGAUUCGCCCAAUGUCGCCGAGCCGACAACAAUCAAAUUGCCAGAAAUUCAACUACCUACUUUCGACGGUGCCAUCGAGAAUUGGCAUUCAUUCUAUGACGCCUUAUCGUCCACGAUAGAUCGAAGCGAUCGACUCACUGCCACACAAAAAUUCCACUACCUUCGAUCUUCUUUAACCGGAAAGGCCGCGCGAAGCAUCCAAUCGUUGGACGUUACGGAAAUUAAUUAUCCCAUCGCGAUUGAUAUUCUGAAGGACAAAUUCGACUGCCACCGUCAAGUCUGCAUGCGCCACUGGGACUUGAUUUCCGAAUAUCCAAAAAUAAACAAAGAGACACCCGAAGCGAUCGACGAUUUUUUGGAGACGGUCAAGACGACAAAAAAAACGUCCGAAAAACACAAUCGACAACGACAACACGCGCCGCGAAGCAUCACCUUCGCCACUACACAUAGGCCGACGGCGUGUCCAAGUGNUAAGGGACAACAUAAAAUAUGGCAUUACGAGGUUUUCAAGGCGAAGUCGGUCAAAAAUCGCCUUGAAAUCGUCAAAAGGGCUUCCCUAUGCACCAAUUGUCUAGGCCAAGGGCACACUAUCGCCCAGUGCUCUGCCGGUUCAUGUCGCAUAUGCAGACAGCGACAUCAUACAUACUUGCAUCAACACCAACGUCACGGCAAAUCACGGUCUUCGAGCGGUCGAUCGUCGAGCGACCGAUCAUCGAGUGGACGCUCUUCACCUAGCUCACCGACUCCUCGUUCGUCACAUCGUUCGAGACGUGCGUCCACGUUUUCCAAGUCGUCUCCACGGUCGUCACCCCGAACGUCACCAAAACACGAACCUCGGACCGAGUUACUGACCUCGGUUCCCUCUAAACCAUUACAACAUGAUCUCUUAGUCACGGCGCAGGUCAACAUACAAAACAAUAAGAGACAACCAUUCCGUUGUAGAGCCCUGCUAGACACCGCUUCACUCUGCGUUGGUCAACUUGACAUUACUCAAGAUAACGGGCCCGACUUGCGCCUGCAAAAAACGCGUUUCGGAUGGAUCAUCGGGGGGAGUCCAGCCUCGCAGUCUUCAGCAUAUACGUCCCACGCCUCCACGACGGCUUUACAGGCGGACCUCGCCCGCUUUUGGGAAAUCGACGAAGGACCUUCCAUUCCACACAUUUCAGAAGCGGAACAACAAUGCGAGGAUCAUUUUCGACGUCACGUACAACGCACAACCGAAGGACGAUACAUGGUCGCUCUCCCAUUCAACAAAACAACUCCUUCACUCGGAUCCUCCAAGGCCAUGGCGAUGAAGCGACUCACAUCUCUCUGCCGUCGCUUUCAACGGGACAAACAGUUCGAAGCCGACUAUCGCGCCGUAAUACAGGAAUACCUUGAUCUGGGAUACAUGUCGAAGAUAACCACGGACCACUCCACGGAAGACGGAUAUUUUCUGCCACAUCACGGAGUGAUCAAAGAGUCCAGCCAAACGACGAAACUCCGAGUCGUAUUUGACGGAUCGGCACCAACCACCACCGGAGUUUCCCUGAACGACGUACUUCACACAGGACCGAAAGUGCAAGAAGACUUACUUUUCAUUCUCCUAAGAUUUCGCUCGCAUCAAUACGUUCUUACAGGAGAUAUUGAAAAAAUGUACAGACAAUUUCUCGUGCGUCCAGAGGAUCCGCGAUGUAUUCCACCCAGCUGCAUUUGCGGGCCUGUACGCUCCAUCACAGCUAGGUCGCCCCAUGUCACCUCGACAAAUCCACGCAGAGCUCCCUGGCAGACCGAACCAGAAGACACCGAUAAAGUCGUCAAGAUUAGCCGUGCUCCGAAAGUCAUCAGGCAACCCGUACGACUCAGUCGCCACGCCAAUAACCCUAUAUCUGCAAGGGUCUGGGAUAUCGAGUCCUAA